Aspergillus alliaceus is the source of this 993-nucleotide messenger RNA. Its product is annotated as RTA1 domain-containing protein. Gene Ontology annotation, cellular component: membrane. The transcript is spliced from 3 exons. The coding region runs from base 1 to 840 and encodes 279 amino acids. The record is from RefSeq and is a predicted model, not a curated record. Lineage: Eukaryota; Fungi; Ascomycota; Eurotiomycetes; Eurotiales; Aspergillaceae.
AUGGGAUACCAAUACUAUCAUUAUGAACCUUCUGGAGGCGCAGCAGUUAGCUUUGCUGCUGUCUUUGGACUCACGACCGUUAUACACAUCUGGCAGAUGGUCCGGGCAAGAACCUGGUACCUCACGCCAUUCGUCAUUGGUGGGAUAUUUGAAGCGAUCGGCUACCUAUGUAGAUAUAUCAGUUCUACCGAAACACCAGAUUGGACAAUGAAGCCAUACAUUGGGCAGAGCCUACUCCUCCUUCUGGCACCGGCCCUCUUCGCCGCAUCCAUAUACAUGAUCCUUGGACGCAUUAUCCGAAUGCUAAACGCCGGCUCUGUUUCCCUGAUCCGCCCGUCGUGGCUAACCAAGAUCUUCGUUACCGGCGAUGUGUUGUCCUUCCUCGUACAAAGCGGCGGAGGCGGCAUGCUGGCUAAAGCCACGUCUCAGGCCUCAGUGAAGCUAGGAGAAAACAUGAUCAUCGGGGGCCUGUUUAUCCAAAUUAUCUUCUUCGGAUUCUUCAUUGUCGUUUCGGUAGUAUUCCAUCGUCGCAUGCUCAGCACUCCUAUGCAUCACAUGGUGGCCAUGGAGGUUCCUUGGAAUCAGUACAUGAAGGUCCUCUACUCGGCCAGUAUACUAGUUAUGAUCCGAUCGAUCUACCGGGUGGCCGAGUACGUGCAAGGCACCAGUGGCUAUCUCCAGAGUAAGGAGGCCUUCAUUUACAUUUUCGAUGCCGCGUUAAUGUUAGCUUGCUGUAUCAUCCUCAAUUGGUGGCACCCGAGCAAGGUUGUAUCUUCUAGAAAGGUGGAUAAUGGUGCAGACCUUGAGAUGUUGAAUACAAAUCAGUACGGCAACCUUUGAUCGAUAUUACCACCUUCUGAGAUCGGAUUCUAACGAUGAGGGUGGAGAGACACGCGGGUGGCCUUUAUAGAUAACCGAUUUAUGCAGCAUGACGUUUGGUUUAGAUAAAAUGUGGUGAUUAAACAGACAAUGGUUAUGAGUCGCGAAGACAGG